Raphanus sativus (radish) is the source of this 1827-nucleotide messenger RNA. Its product is annotated as plant-specific TFIIB-related protein 1-like. The transcript is spliced from 3 exons. Gene Ontology annotation, cellular component: nucleus; transcription preinitiation complex. The record is from RefSeq and is a predicted model, not a curated record. Bases 36 to 1565 code for a protein of 509 amino acids. Gene Ontology annotation, biological process: DNA-templated transcription initiation; transcription preinitiation complex assembly. Gene Ontology annotation, molecular function: TBP-class protein binding. NCBI's taxonomy places the organism in Eukaryota, Viridiplantae, Streptophyta, Magnoliopsida, Brassicales, Brassicaceae.
ACACACAUAAACCGAAACACGCCGGCGAAAAGAAAAUGAAGUGUCCGUACUGUUCGUCGUCGCAAGGACGGUGCGCAACGACGAGCUCCGGCAGAUCGAUAACGGAGUGCUCCUCAUGCGGCCGCGUGGUGGAAGAACGCCAGACGCAAAACCACCACCACCUCUUCCAUCUCCGCGCGCAAGACACUCCUCUCUGCCUCGUCACUCCCGAUCUCCAACCCCCCGCGUCGCAACCGUCUCCCCACGGCGACGAAGACGACGAGGAAGAAGAAGAUCCGUUCGAGCCGACGGGGUUCAUCACCGCCUUCUCCACCUGGUCCUUAGAGCCCACCCCGAUCUUCGCUCGCUCCUCCCUCUCCUUCUCCGGUCACCUCGCCGAGCUGGAACGAACACUGGAGCUCGCUUCGAGCUCGACGAACUCGUCGACGGUGGUUGUGGUGGAUAACCUUAGGGCUUAUAUGCAGAUCAUAGACGUGGCGUCGAUUCUAGGGUUGGAUUGCGAUAUCUCUGAACAUGCUUUUCAGUUGUUUAGGGAUUGCUGCUCGGCUACUUGCUUGAGGAACAGAAGCGUCGAAGCGUUAGCCACUGCUUGUCUUGUUCAAGCUAUUAGAGAAGCUCAGGAGCCUAGAACUCUUCAGGAGAUCUCAAUUGCAGCCAAUGUACAGCAGAAGGAGAUUGGGAAAUACAUCAAGAUCUUAGGAGAAGCUUUACAGCUGAGUCAACCAAUCAACAGCAACUCUAUAUCGGUUCAUAUGCCGAGGUUCUGCACCCUCCUUCAGCUUAACAAGUCUGCUCAGGAACUGGCGACUCAUAUAGGAGAAGUCGUGAUCAACAAAUGCUUCUGCACCCGUAGAAACCCCAUCAGCAUCUCUGCAGCUGCUAUCUAUCUAGCUUGCCAGCUUGAGGAUAAAAGAAAGACCCAAGCUGAGAUUUGUAAAAUAACUGGACUCACCGAGGUAACCCUGCGCAAAGUCUACAAGGAACUCCUUGAGAAUUGGGACGAUCUUCUCCCUUCUAAUUACACACCAGCCGUCCCGCCGGAGAAAGCAUUCCCCACGACCACUAUCUCCACAACCCGCUCAACAACCCCAAGAGCCGUGGAUCCACCUGAACCGAGUUUCGUGGACAGAGAGAAGCCAUUGGUUAAGCCCGUAGAAAGUUCAGAUCAUCCACACCAGCAACAGCCCAAAGGCAAAGAAGAUAAGCACCCGAAAUUCAGACAGCCUUGGCUGUUUGGAACUGCCAACCCAGGGGAUAUGAUAAGCGAGCCAGCAGCAAAACCCAGUGCUCUGGACUUUGAUAAGCAGCAGCUCGACGAUAAGGACACAUUGCCUAGUUAUCUAAGACAGCAUAGCCAGUUCCCUUCAAAUCCAUCUUCUUCUUCAGGUAUCAGCACUAUCAACUGGACCUUCAGACCUUCUGGUAGCAACAGCGAGUCUUCUCCUAACAUGCCUGUUGUUCAUCCGCCGAAACUGCCUCCAGGUUAUGCUGAGAUUAGAGGUAGUGGAUCUCAAACAGGAAACAAGAAUGCUAAUAUUAAUAGUAAUCCACAUGAAGACUUCUAGAGAAGCUAUUAGAUUAGUCUUCAGUGUGAAGGUGAUCCUCAUAAUGUUUCUCUUCAGUCUUUAGAUUUCAACAUAACUCAAAGGAGCUACUCUUGUCUUCUUGAUUGUGUUUCUAUGGUUUAUGAAUAUAUACAAAUUUAUGGUCUAAUUGGAGUGACAAAUCCAUUAUGUUCUUGUUACGGUUUAUACUCCGCAUCUCAUCAUGUAAGACUCUUUCAGUACGAGUGGACCUUGACUAUCGUGGACUAUGGUUUCUUCUUGA